This is a messenger RNA of Phlebotomus papatasi, 479 nucleotides long. RefSeq lists its product as uncharacterized. The record is from RefSeq and is a predicted model, not a curated record. The transcript has 3 exons. Bases 1 to 354 code for a protein of 117 amino acids. Lineage: Eukaryota; Metazoa; Arthropoda; Insecta; Diptera; Psychodidae.
AUGGAAGAACUAAUAUUAAUCAAUUCAAUUGGCAAAUUACCAUCCAAAUUGAUCUUCAUCAGGCAAAAAAUCAUCAUUUAUGCUGUGACCAUCUUCAUCUGCAUCUCAAUAACUUUUGCACAAAUUCCCCACCAUGCUGUGCUAAAUAUCGAACAAGAGGAAAAUCUUCUGCCGGAUCAUCUGAAAAAUCCCUUCCUGAGGACACCACGAGUAGCAGCCGCUCUGGCUGUGAGCAGUUGGUUUGGCCAUGGAGAAGAACCAGUUUUCGAGAGAGAGGCUGAUAAAAUUCCCAGAAGUGAAAUCUACACCGUUCUCACACAUGCUGGAUUAAUUCCUAGACGAUUUUUCAAAUAAUCCAUCAUUCCACCAACUUUUCAGUUUUCCCGCCUUUUUCCACCUCCCAAUCUUAAGUGUACAUAAUAUUGUCAUCAUGUUUGAGAUACGUUAUUUUUUAUGUGAAAUUAAAUAUAAACAUGUCU